AUGGCACCAACACCGACCCCUUCCUUCAGUCCUGAAGCCCCACCAGCCAUAAUCCCCAACGUCAGCUCACGCAGCGACGGCUUCAGUCCUGGCGCCAUCAUUGGCAUCGUGAUAGCCAUUGUCGGUCUGCUCCUCGCCGUCCCCUUAAUCGCCAUCCUCCUACGGCGAUACGAGAAAACGCGUCUCCGAGAGACACCAAAGAGCCCAGGAAACGCAUGGCAACAUAUUGGAAAUGCAGGCUGGAACUGGGAGAGCUUAAUGCCAUACUACAAGAAGAGCGAGUACAUUCAGCAACCAAGCGCAUCCCAGCUCCAACGCGGUGCCUCAUUUGACCCUGAGACUCACGGUACAUCUGGCCCAUUAGCUGUUGGCUGGACAGACAACAUGAUGAGCGAGGAAGUCAUAUCAUCCAUCAAUCAGACUUUCGGAGCGCUGGGUCUUCCUCUCAACGAGGAACCAAAUGCAGGAUCCAUGCGAGGCCUGACAGUCUUUCCAAAGACCGUUCAGCAAGCAGAAAAUGUCAGAGAAGAUGCUGGUCGGGCCUACUACUGGCCCAUAUCGAAGCGGCCUAACCUUGACAUCUAUCUCGAAUCUUUCGUAGAGAAGAUAAUCUGGCAUCCGGAAUCGGGAAACGGAGACCUAGGACGGACCGCAAGUGGCGUUGUCUUCGUAGGGUUCAACGGUACAAGGAGUACCAUCUUUGCCAACCGCGAGAUUAUUCUUUCGGCAGGUAGUCUCAGAUCGCCCCUGCUUCUUGAGCAGUCUGGUGUAGGAAACCCAUCCAUUCUUCGAGAGCACGGCAUUGAUGUUGUUGUCGAUCUACCCUUUGUUGGCGAAAACCUACAAGAUCAGACUACCAUGGACAUGUUCUACACCAACAACAACGGUACAAACUUCACAGGACUUGCUGGCUAUGCGGCCUACUUCAACGCAGAGGAUGUAUUUGGGAAAGACCUCGCUGCUCUCAACGCAAGCGUCACAAACUCGAUCAAAAACUAUGCCGAGAGAACAGCCAACGCCAGUGGCAUCAUUGAUAGUUCAGUGACCGAAAAACUCUUCCGCGUGCAGUACGACCUCAUCUUCAAGAACAAGAUUCCUGUUUCUGAGAUUAUCGUUUCGCCCGCAGCAGCAGGGCCCAUAACAAUCGAGUACUGGGGCCUUCUUCCCUUCUCGCGCGGUAGUAUCCACAUCAACUCUACCAAUGCUUCUGCGCCGGCCCACAUCAAUCCCAACUACUUCAUGCUGGACUACGACAUCCAUCAGCAGAUUGCGACCGCCAAGAUGGCGAGGAAGUUCGCCAACACGGCGCCCUUUUCUGAAGCACUCUCUGGCGAGGUCACUCCUGGAAUGAACCUAGUGCCUACCAAUGCAUCUGACGCCGUCUGGGAGACGUGGUUGAAAUCGACAUGCUCGGUAUGA
Molecule: messenger RNA, 1419 nt
Organism: Alternaria atra
Lineage: Eukaryota; Fungi; Ascomycota; Dothideomycetes; Pleosporales; Pleosporaceae
Exons: 4
Coding region: 1-1419 (472 amino acids)
Molecular function (GO): oxidoreductase activity, acting on CH-OH group of donors; flavin adenine dinucleotide binding
Source: RefSeq, a predicted model, not a curated record